UAGCUACGGUCGAUAUAUUCCGAUUUUGCCGCUGACACCAGGAGCGUAGCCGGAUCGUCCCGCUGUGCCCGUGUCAUUUUCCUCGACAGUGAAUGUGGUACAGUCGCAACGUGUACACCGGAGCUGGUAGACACGCCUCGCGCAACGCACGGAGAGCAACGGGCUAGCUUAGCGGAGCUGUUAGCAUGGCAAAGUAACCCUAACGUCAACUUAGCAACAAAGCAGAGAAGCUAGCUAACUUCUGUUUGCAGGCAGACACGUCAGGCCAAACCAUUGAUUUCGGAAGAAAAUGACCGGCAGAUUAAUUGAGACAGAUCCAGGGAGAGGGGCCUGUUUGAAUUCCUCUGCAGGUGCAAGACAAUGGAGGUGAAAAUCGAACAGCAGGACGAAGAUAUAACAUUCAGCAACAGUGAUACUAAUAGCAAACGCCCAGCUGAGGACAUGGAUGAGGAGCAGGCCUUCAAACGUUCACGCAACACGGACGAGAUGGUGGAGCUGCGUGUGCUGCUUCAGAGCAAAAAUGCUGGUGCUGUUAUUGGAAAGGGUGGAAAGAACAUAAAAGCACUACGCACAGAUUACAAUGCCAGUGUAUCAGUCCCAGACAGCAGUGGCCCAGAGCGGAUCCUGAGUGUGAAUGCCAGCAUCGACACUAUUGGAGAGAUACUGCUGAAAAUCAUACCAACUCUAGAGGAGUACCAGCAUUACAGCGGGAUUGAUUUUGACUGUGAGCUUCGCCUGCUGAUCCAUCAGAGCUUGGCAGGUGGCAUCAUCGGGGUGAAAGGUGCCAAGAUAAAAGAGCUGAGAGAGAACACCCAGACCACCAUCAAGUUGUUCCAGGAGUGCUGUCCACACUCUACUGAUAGAGUCGUUUUGGUGGGAGGAAAGCCAGAGCGUGUCAUUGAAUGUAUAAAAGUUAUCCUGGAGCUGGUGUCAGAGGCGCCAAUCAAAGGUCGUGCCCAGCCUUAUGACCCUAAUUUCUACGACGAGACAUACGACUAUGGAGGUUUCACCAUGUUAUUUGAGGAGAGAGGCAGGCGACCUAUUGGUGGCUUCCCUAUUCGUGUACGUGGGGGCUUUGAGCGCUUGCCCCCCGUUCGUGGAAGCAGACCCAUGCCUCCCUCCAGAAGGGACUAUGACGACAUGAGCCCCCGUCGGGGUCCUCCACCACCGCUGAGCAGAGGUGGACGCGGCGGCAGCCGAGCACGUAACCUGCCUCUUCCCCCACCCCCGCCACCAAGAGGAGGAGGAGACAGGUUCUCACAUGGCAGCUACCACGGCAGCAUGGACGACAGACCAAGUGACAGAAGAGGCCGAGGAGGAGACCGUUAUGACAGCAUGAGUGGAGGCGGUUAUGACAACAAUUCCUCCUGGGAGCACUUUCAGUCCGGUGGCAGAGGGUCAUACAGUGAUAUAGGAGGCCCAGUCAUCACAACACAAGUCACCAUCCCAAAAGAUCUGGCUGGUUCCAUUAUUGGGAAGGGCGGCCAGAGGAUCAAGCAGAUCCGCCAUGAGUCUGGGGCAUCCAUCAAGAUUGAUGAACCACUAGAGGGCUCUGAGGACCGCAUCAUCACCAUCACAGGAACACAGGACCAGAUCCAGAACGCCCAGUACCUGCUGCAGAACAGUGUGAGGCAGUACUCUGGUCGAUUCUUCUAGGAAGAAGGAAGUGAAGAAGAAGAGUGAAGCCAUGCUGCCAUACUGUUUGCUCCUUCUAUUCAGAGCCUACAUUCCUCUGCUUUGGGUAGAUGUGCGCCCUCCCCUCACUAUCACACAAUACAUCACCUGUCUAUACAUAGCAAAUUUUAUUUAGAGGAGUUUUGAAAAAUCUGAAGCUGUCAAACAGCAAGCAAUGAGUCAACAACAUAUUUCUGUGCUGGUGUAAUUAUUUUCUGGGAGAUUCUCGUGCCGUUAUUGGAGUAAACUCAUCUGUGUGAUAACUUUUUGUGUUGUGAGCCGCCCCUGGCCCUUAUCUCCCUCAUUUCAGUACAGCAUGCAGAAUGUAAUCUUUUUGUAAGGAACAUGAUGUGAUUUUUAGUUUUUUGUUUGUUUGUUUGUUUGUUUCCUCAAACGUUGAAGUACCCUCUCCAAAUGAAGAUGCAUGUCUUCAAGAAUGGUUAAAGAACCAUUUAAAUAAACUUAAAUUUUUACACAACAUCCAGCAUACUUUUCCACUUUAAAAUAAAGUGCUUUUUGUAAAAAUUGACUUUAAAGGAAUAAUUUGACAUUUUAGGAAAUAUGAUUAUUUGCUUUCCGUUUUAGAGUUUUAGAUGAGAAGAUUGAUGCCACUCCCUUGGGCCAGUUUCACAAAACGGAACUUUCACUAUGACUAAGAUCAAACUAACAGUCAGACCUAACAUAAACCUGAAGUUCAUCCACUGCAUAAAGCUGUGUAUUUCUUGAAUAUCUUAAGUAGGACUAAUUUCCUGUGAAUUGUAGCUAAAUUAAGAAUGCAACUGCACAAGGGGCCCCAAAAGCCCAUAUCAUUUGUUGCCUUUAUAAUGUGAUCAAUCACUAAUUUGUUAGAGAUUUGCACCACUCAAGUACAAUAUCAGCUAUGAUGAGUCCUCCAUCCUCUGUCUCGUGGCCUUCUCUUAAAGAGCGACUUUGUGUCAAAAUCCAGUUUUAAGACCUUAACUGCUUUAGCUUAAGUUUAGCUCGUUUGCUGUAAAGUUCUGUUGCAUCGAAGUGCUUCAGUUUUUCUCUCUGUGUCGAGUAAUCAACACACAGAAAAUCUCGGGCAAAGGCAAGGUCGUAUUAUUCCACCAUAGAAGUACUCUAAGGCUGCUGAUAAUAAUUUUUCUGUAAUAAUCAAUUGAUUUUUCAAUAUAUAAAAUGUCAGUAAGUACAGAAAAAUACCCAUCAUUAUUCCCCCAAAGCCCAAAUAAACCGACUGUCAAAACUCCCAAAAUAUUGAGUUUACUAUAGACUUGACUUGAGUUUGUAAACUGGCAAAUGAUCAAUUGAAUUUUUGUCAUUUAUUCGUAAAAAUGACAGCGGUCGGUUUCUUGGCGUGUGGGGAAAUGAUGAAACUGCAGCAGCAGUGGCAGUUAAAUAAGGCUACUUUAAGACCUUUAGCUACAAGUUGUCACAGUUUCGGGGGGGGGGGGAGUCAAAUCUGAACACAGACAUGAUACAAUGCAGCCCGUUUUCUUGUAAAAAUUUACAUCUGUUUGUAUAAAUGAAGACUUUUAAAAAGUGUAAUUAUACUGAAAAGCUCAUAGGCUGGACAAACAUCCCUCUGUUAAAUGAAAAUUUAAAAUUGGGUUUCUUUUAUGAUGGUUGGGCGGGUUCCAGCCUCGGAUUGAGCUACUUUUUGUCAGGCAAGACUGCAUGUAAACCCCCCCCCCAAAAUAAAACGGCUGAGCUAAUUAUCGUUUAUACAAUUUGGGUUCUGUAUGGAUUACACAAACGACAAUUGGUGACUUUCUGGGGUGCUGGUGCUGUAGGUGGACUUUGUGACCCUGGGAAAGAGCAAGGCUAGCAGUCCCCCCCCCCCCCUAAGUUUCCAGUCUUUAUGAGACCUAGACCUCGAUGAGAAUAGUAUCUUAUCCAGGUUACCUCUCCGUCACAAAACGAAUAACAUUUCCCAAAAUGUCAAACUUUUGCUUUAAGGUGGUAUAAAUGUGCCAGUAUGAUAUAGUAAAAAGAACAUUUUAAGAAUCUUUGUGUUUCGUUGAGAGACAAGGUCCUGUAUAAAGUGUGUGUGUAAAUAUAUAUUUACAUAGAAACUCUUAAUUUCAUGAGUGAUUAGCAUGGCCCAGACUACCUUCUAACUUUCUUGGAAGGAGAUGGAGCCAAAAGACAGGUUUGGUAAAAAAAAA
This is a messenger RNA of Xiphias gladius (swordfish), 3821 nucleotides long. RefSeq names its product heterogeneous nuclear ribonucleoprotein K, like (gene hnrpkl). The record is from RefSeq and is a predicted model, not a curated record. Gene Ontology annotation, cellular component: nucleus; cytoplasm. Gene Ontology annotation, biological process: regulation of transcription by RNA polymerase II; regulation of mRNA splicing, via spliceosome. Gene Ontology annotation, molecular function: mRNA binding. The coding region runs from base 361 to 1656 and encodes 431 amino acids. Lineage: Eukaryota; Metazoa; Chordata; Actinopteri; Istiophoriformes; Xiphiidae. The transcript is spliced from 17 exons.